UAUCUCGCCUCAUGUCCACCCCGCUAUCGGUCCCGCCGUUACACGAGCAGGAAGGGUCCAUCUCCAGACGGGCCUUGCAGCCUGCGCCCUGGCCGUUUUCGCUCAAGAGUCAUAUUUCCAGCUCAAACUUCCUGACCCUGUAAACUAUUCUCUCCUUACAUCCAAACAUUACCCAAAAUGGCUCCUCUUCGUCUCGCCAUCCUCGAAGCUGACACCCCGCAGCCCCAAACUCGCGAUCGCUUCGGUGGCUACACGGGUGUCUUCACUGCGCUCCUCCAAGAAGCUGCAAAGCCUCAGAAGCUCGAAGAUCUCGUUACUAUCAAGGGCUACGAUGUCGUGAACGAACUACACUCGUAUCCAUCCCUCGACGAAAUCGAUGCGGUUCUUAUCACUGGUUCUCGACACACAGCGUUCGAUAACGACCCCUGGAUCAUCAAGCUCGUCGAAUUCACAAAAAAAGCCAUCGAUACGAAUCGCAUCCGAGUAGUAGGCGUAUGUUUCGGCCACCAGAUCGUCGGACGAGCUGAGGGCGCCAAGUUGGGACGCAGCAAUAAGGGAUGGGAGGUUGCAGUCACAGAAGUUGAUCUGACAGACAAGGGCAAGGAGAUUUUCGGAUUGGACAAGAUGCGCAUUCACCAAAUGCAUCGCGACAUUGUAGAUGAGUUUCCCAAGGGUUCAAUCCCUCUCGGUUCGAAUGAGAUCUGCGAAGUGCAGGGCUUCUACUCGCCUGGACGAUAUCUCACAGUUCAAGGACACCCCGAGUUCACCAACGAGAUUAUUUCCGAGAUUCUCUUCAAUCGUCAUACGGUUGGCAUCUUCACGGAUGAAGUGUAUAACGAAGCUAUGAAACGCGCGCCACUUCCUCAUGAUGGUGUUGCUAUUGCUAAGGCUUUCCUCAAGUUCUACCGCGAGGGAUAGAGAAGGGAAAAUAAUACUGGAAUAUGGAUGGAAGAGUUUAUUCGAUUCGAAGUUUUCUAUGCGCAGCCAAACUUGAAAAAGGAGGAAUCGCGAUUGAGCGCUCGAAUUGCACAUUAUACCAAAUGGCGCAAUGCAUAAAUCUGUUUUGCUAGAGUAACGACAUCAAACGACUUUGGAGUAUCAUUCAAAUGAUCAAACACGAAUACAAAUCCCUUUUGGAUGCUGAUAU
Molecule: messenger RNA, 1147 nt
Organism: Fusarium oxysporum Fo47
Lineage: Eukaryota; Fungi; Ascomycota; Sordariomycetes; Hypocreales; Nectriaceae
Product: class I glutamine amidotransferase-like protein
Exons: 2
Coding region: 178-918 (246 amino acids)
Cellular component (GO): nucleus; cytosol
Source: RefSeq, a predicted model, not a curated record